GUGUUUGUAUUUAUAUAAUGAUAUUUCAUUUUUAAUUGCAUUGACACUACCAUCGGCGUGUACAAGCUGGCAUCAUAUCAAUUCUUUCACACACUCUUAAUACAUCAAGGCAGAUUCUUUCAUCGCAGGCUGUGUGUUUAAAAGCACUGCCCACCCCCACCUCAUUGGUUGUUAAGGGGGGAAAUUUUGCUCCAAUAGGAUUCAGAACUGUACAAAGAGAUCUACUCCCUCCCCCAUGCAGCCUCAGCACCGUACACACUUACAUUUCACCGAGCUGGAGGAGAGCGAGCGAUGCUCUUAUUGGAAUUAAAAACAAACAAUCUUUAUUUAGUCUUUGUCAUGGACCGAUUUUUUUAACUUUGCUCAUGGAUUAAUGCUUCAUGACAAUGGAUGGUAGCUAUUGUUUUUUAAAUUACCUCAAUGGGGAAUAAUUCUAACGGACCGGGGAUGACAAAGACAAUAGGAUACCGAGACUGGAGAUGGCAGGCGCUUUGGUGGCAUCAUUUCUUUCUCUUGUGGACUACAAUAAACGGACAGACUCGUUACAGCAUCCCGGAGGAACUGAAACAGGGCUCUGUGGUAGGAAAUCUAGCCAAAGAUCUGGGGUUGGGACUAUCAGACAUUUUUGACCGUAAACUGCGUGUCUCCUCUGAGGCUGGCGAGCAGUAUUUCAGCGUAGAUGCGGGGAAGGGCGAUCUGGUGGUGAAUGACAGAAUAGACAGAGAGGCUUUAUGUGGCCAAAGCACCAGCUGCGUGUUGCCCUUAAAGGUUGUAACAGAGAAUCCGCUACAGUUACACCGGAUAGAAGUAGAAAUAAGGGACAUUAAUGACAAUUUUCCGAUUUUUUCAUCAGGGGAGAGAUCUUUAAAAAUAGCAGAAUCGACAGCCACAGGCAUUCGCUUUCCUUUAGAACAAGCACAGGAUCAGGACGUUGGUAGUAAUUCAGUAAAAUCUUAUACUUUAAGUAAAGAUGAAUGUUUUAGUUUGAGGAUAAAAGAGUUGUCUGGUAAUCGAAAGGUUCCUGAACUAGUGCUGGAGAAAUCGCUUGAUAGAGAGAAACAAAGUGUACAUGAAUUAUUACUGACCGCUUUAGACGGAGGCAAUCCUGUUAAAACUGGAACCACAAAAAUCAUAGUUACUGUACUGGAUAUCAAUGACAAUAUCCCUGUUUUCAAAAAGCCGUUGUAUAAUGUAACUGUCCAUGAAAACAGUGUCGUUGGUUCUGUACUUGUAAAAGUUGAAGCAACAGACGCAGACGAGGGUGUUAAUGGAGAGAUUGAAUACGCAUUUGCUGAGCAUACACCCCAAUCACUGCUAUCUAUUUUUCAGUUGGAUUCAACUACAGGUGACAUUUCCUUGUUAGGUCAGUUAGAUUAUGAAAGUAAUGCAAUGCAUGAAAUAGAUAUUACUGCAAAAGAUAAAGGAGUUCCAGCGAUGGAGGGCCACUGCCGCGUGCAAGUAAUGGUGAUAGACAUUAAUGAUAAUGCUCCAGAAAUAGUCCUUACUUCAAACCCAAGCCCAGUACGCGAGGAUGCACCGAGAGGUACUGUUGUAGCCUUAAUUAGUGCAAGAGACCUUGACUCGGGUAAUAACGGUAAAGUAACGUUAAAACUCGCCAAGGGUUCACCUUUCAGUUUGAAAACCUCAUUUUCGAAUAAUUACGCACUUGUUACCAGUGGUUCAUUGGACCGAGAGGUAUUCUCAGAGUAUAAUUUAGAGAUAACAGCCACUGAUUCAGGCUCUCCUCCUCUGUCCAGUAAGAAAAUUAUCCCUGUCAGCAUCACUGAUGUGAAUGAUAACCCUCCUGUAUUCACUCAGCCCUCCUAUAAUGUGUAUUUAAAAGAGAAUGGGGUUGCAGGCUCUAUACUGUACUCAGUAUCAGCAUCUGAUUUGGAUUUUGGUGAAAACGCCAAACUCUCUUACUCUAUACUGGACUCUAAAGUGCAGGACGUGUCUGUCUCCUCUUAUGUUUACAUUAACUCAGAUAACGGCAGCAUCUACAGCAUGCACUCGUUUGACUAUGAGAAACUGAAGGUGUUUCAGAUUCAGGUUCAGGCAAAGGAUCAGGGCUCUCCGUCUCUCAGCAGCAACGCCACCGUCCAUGUUUUUAUCCUGGACCAGAACGACAAUGCCCCCGCUGUUAUUUACCCCUCCUCCGCUGCCCUGGGCUCCCUCUCUCAUCAGAGGAUGCCCCGCUCCGCUAAAGCAGGUCACCUGGUUACUAAGGUGACGGCCGUGGACGCUGACUCGGGCCAUAACGCCUGGAUCUCCUACAAACUGGCGGAGGCCACAGACGCCUCUCUGUUCACUGUCAAUCUGUACACAGGGGAGGUGAGGACUAAACGCGCUGUGUCCGAGCAGGACGACUCCUCUCAGAGGCUGCUUAUAGAGAUCAAGGACGACGGGGAACCGGUCCAGUCCGCCACCGUCACGGUGUCCAUCCUGCUGGAGGACGGCCUCCACGAGCCCAUCUUAGACCUCCGACAGAAAGUGGCCGAGCCCAGCAAGAAAACUGGCAGAAUCACCCUUUAUUUGAUUCUUUCUCUGGCCUCGGUGUCCGUGCUGUCUCUGGUGACUUUUCUCAUCUUAGCGGUUAAAUGCAUGAGGAGCAGCACAAGCAGCGGUAGUUGCUGCAUGAGACGGAGCGACUGUGAUGAUUACAAGAACCCCAACAGAAACCUGCAGAUCCAGCUCAACACUGAUGGACCUAUAAAGUACGUGGAGGUCCUGGGAGGAGACAUGUUGUCUCAGAGUCAGUCCUUCAGGUCCUGUAUGUCUCCAAUGUCAGAGUACAGUGACUUCACUUUGAUAAAACCCAGCAGCACUACUGACUUUAAGGAGGUGAUCAGUGUUCUGGAUGCGUCUUUACCCGACAGCACCUGGACCUUUGAGAGCCAGCAGGUGAGCUCAAAACAGAAGACCUAUUGUGUAAUUUGAUUUACAUUUCUUUAACUUUGAAUAUUUUUACUUUCCUCUGGUUACAUUGUGCUUUGAAACUUAGGGCAAGUAUUUUUUCUUUUGUUGAUUUUUAGUUGCGUUCCUGGACUGGACAUUCAGUAGUCUUUGAUGUCCUGGUGAUUUUUCUUUUCAACAAUCAACACUUAUAAACUUCAGUCGUAUAAUAUUCCAUUCUGUCAUGUUAUAUAAUUUCUUUAAAUCGGUAUUGUAAGUUUGAUAAUGAAUA
Molecule: messenger RNA, 3184 nt
Organism: Centropristis striata (black sea bass)
Lineage: Eukaryota; Metazoa; Chordata; Actinopteri; Perciformes; Serranidae
Product: protocadherin gamma-C5-like
Exons: 1
Coding region: 421-2937 (838 amino acids)
Biological process (GO): homophilic cell-cell adhesion
Cellular component (GO): plasma membrane
Molecular function (GO): calcium ion binding
Source: RefSeq, a predicted model, not a curated record